This is a messenger RNA of Linum trigynum, 1201 nucleotides long. NCBI's taxonomy places the organism in Eukaryota, Viridiplantae, Streptophyta, Magnoliopsida, Malpighiales, Linaceae. The record is from the annotation of a GenBank genome assembly.
CCACCAGCCAAAUGAUCACGACCAAAGUUAGAUAGUACUAACUAGAAAUGGACCGAUCUAAUCAAACCGGUUUGACUUGGUAACUAACAGUUAGUUACGUUGGUGUGUGAUCUAUGCAGGUACUGUUGAUCAUCAAGUGAAGUAGCUAGCAUUCCUAUCUUAUAAUAUAAUAAUAGCCCUUUUCCCCCACUAGGCCCUAGCUACUCCACUUCCUUAAUUAGUUGCCCACAUAAUUAAUUUCCUUAGAUCAUCCCUCUCUCUAAAAAAAAGGCCAAUUCUCCAUCUCCACGUCGUAUUGCUCCCCUAGGCUAUUCAUUCCUAUUGCUUCUUGCUACUAUUAACCUAAUUGGUUCAAUCCCUAUCUUCGUAGCUUUCUUUUUCCUGAAAAUCCACACGGGUGUGAAACAAGCUACAUAAUUCAUGCUGUGUUUCAGCUGUUACACCUUUUCCCUUGUCUUCACUCUCCUCCUCGGCAUUCUAGCUGCUUCAUCCUUCCGUCAUAGGAGGCUCAUAAACACCUACAUGCGCCUCAUGUUCGCUCUGUUUUUGGCCGCCAUCGCCUUCCUGGUCUUCCUGAAUGCUGUUACCACCGAUGCUCCUCCACGUUAUGAUGAUGAUGAUCAGGACGCGAGGGCCUUCUCCGGAUGGCUUAGAGAGAAAGUUGUGGACGCCGCGUUCUGGAACAAGGUGAAGGGCGGCCUCGUUGAAUCCGCACUCUGCAAGGACUCCCAUACCAGCAGAAGCAAAGGGGCAAAGAAGCGUGAUCGAAUAUAUGGGAGCUGUUGCAUCAAUUGCAAUCACCUCAGCCCGAGCAACGUUUGCCCUAGUUGGAACCGAGAUCUAGAGAAGUUGUGUUACGACUGCGAGCUCUGCAAAGCUGUCGUGUUGUCCCAGAUGAAUACCAAACUGUUAACAGCUAAGCAAAUGAUUACCCUGACUAUGUGUUGAGAAACCGGGCAGCAACCACAAGCAAGAGUAGAAUGCACAAGACACACGAUUUUUACGUGGAAAACCCAAAUCGGGAAAAACCACGGGACCUUUGUCCAAGCCACAACUCCACUAGACUUUGGUGGGAUUACAAGUCCUCACAUUUUUUUGGGUUGGUCCAACUCAUAUGGUGGUUGGAUUAACUGGUUUGAGUUUGAGUUUUGGUUGGUUUCUAGAAGAUCCUCUAUUUUCAAAAUAGAGAGUUAUUGUCUAC